This is a messenger RNA of Venturia canescens, 1665 nucleotides long. RefSeq names its product putative mediator of RNA polymerase II transcription subunit 26. Lineage: Eukaryota; Metazoa; Arthropoda; Insecta; Hymenoptera; Ichneumonidae. The coding region runs from base 1 to 1665 and encodes 554 amino acids. The record is from RefSeq and is a predicted model, not a curated record. The transcript has 2 exons.
AUGGCAGAGAAGACCGAUAGAAACGAAACAGCGAGAGAUUCCUGUUCCCAAAAUCCCGAUGAGCGAACGGCACAAAAUGUCGAUUUAACUACCUCAGUUCCUCCUCCAGGGGCAGGGAACAUUUUCAAUGAAUCUCUCGGUAAUUUUGGAUUUGAACAACAGGAGAGAUUUAACGAUGAUAAUAAGGAUCAGAAUGGAGAAAUUAAAAUGGAGGAAUUUGAAACCCCUAAAUCGAACAAAGGGAAAAUUGAAUUCGCGGAAUUAAAUCAUGAAUUACUAAUGAGCCUAAUCGACGCAAUGAAAGAGAUGAAGGUACAGGUCCAGAGCAUGGCCAACGAAAUUGCUCGAAAUAAUCAGGCCACAAGCGACUUAAGGGCCGAAUUUACAGAGAAAUUCAAGACCUUACAAGCCACAAUAGCUAGUGAUGUCCAUAAAAUCUAUGACCCAAUCAAACGUCACGUAACGGGUUUAACAAAAAUAGUUCAAGAAAAUGAGUCGAAAAGUGCCGUUAUUGAGGUUAGUGUGGCUCAAAUACAACUUGACGUCAGCGCAAUCAAGAAAAGGGUGGAUCAGCUUGAAUCCAAGGACAAAAUUCAGAGUCCAAAUACAGAGAGCACUCGGAUCGUCCCGAAGCCCAGUAAAGUAGUUUCAGAUGACGAAUCUGAGAACGAAGAGGAAAAAUAUGAGCCCGAAGAGAGAACAGAAAGGAUUCGGACGAUGCUGCCAAUGGACAUGCAUCCAAACAAAAUUAAAAUUAAACCUCCCACAUACGAUGGAUCGGAAAGGAAAAGACCAAUGAAGUUUAUUAAAGAAUUCCGUCGGUAUUGUGAGAUGACAAAUCCUACAAUCACCGAAAUGAAAUAUUUGCUGGGACAGUGUCUAGAGAAAGCCGCGAAAGAGUCAGGAAAAGUGAGGAAAGACCUUGAAUUCGGACACUACUCCGACAAGAACAAUAAAACAUCGAAAGUAGAAUAUAAGAUCAAUAUUUUUGGAGCCGCGAAGUAUCUCAUCUCUCCUCCAAGCGACAAGGAUAUAAUUGCGUCACUCUCGCAACACUACACGGAUGAAAUCCAGGCCACAAUAAUAAGCCGAGGAUUCAAAACACUGGAACAAUUGAUCGAAUUCCUGGGUAAAAUCGAUCGGCAUGGACCAAUAAAUUCCAAAAAAGAAAAAGAAGCCUCUCAAACGAAUCAAAAUCAAAACAAAAAUGAGGAAAGGCCAUUCCGUAUGCCACAAAACAACUGGAAUAACCAGGGUGGUUUUCAAAACAAUUUCAAUCGUGGGAAUCCAAAUUGGAACCAAAAUAACCGACCCAAUGGAGGUUAUAACAACAAUAACGGCUGGAAUAAUCAACAGAACCGCAAUUACCAGCAGAACUACAAUCAGAGGCCCAACAACAAUAAUUAUCAACAGAAUUACAACCAGCGGCAAAACAACGGAUAUCCUCAACAAAACCGCAACAAUGGAAAUAAUAAUCAACAGAACGGAUAUAAUCGACAAAAUCAGAUUCCGAAUUGGAGACCGCAACAGGACAAUGGAGGAUACCGGCCGCCGAAUAAUCCAAACGAUCAUCGACAAAAUAACGGACGACAACGGCCAGAAAUUCAAGCGAUAGAGGUCCAUCAAGAGCCUCAGCCAUCAACUUCUCGGGCGGGAAACGAAUAA